This is a messenger RNA of Pelagomonas calceolata, 2556 nucleotides long. The record is from the annotation of a GenBank genome assembly. NCBI's taxonomy places the organism in Eukaryota, Pelagophyceae, Pelagomonadales, Pelagomonadaceae.
AUCACGUCUCCGUGAUCCUGUCACCGCGGCCUAAACGCAGCGGUUGCGCGCAAGGUGACCGGUUGCAGGUCGGCAACAGCGUCAGUGUCUCGCACAGUUGCAGCGAGCGCAACGGCGUGAUAGCUGACGCAGCAUAUCCAACUUCGCCGCCAGACUGGAGCAGCUCCUGUAGCUUGCUCGUCAAGGCGCGCGGAGCCAAGCAAUAACCAUGGCGCGACGGAGGAUAGCAUGCGUGCUCGCAGUAGCGAGCGUCAGCGCCUGGCUCGCGCCCAUGAGCAAGCCGGCCGCGCGCGGCAUCCGGCCGCAGACGGCGACGAUGACGCCCGAGGAGCGCAUCGCCGCCAUGGACGCCCAGGAGGGCGCGGCCAAGGACGUCACGGCGCGCAGCGAGCAGGACGGCCUGCCGCUGUCCAUGGUCGUGGGCCAGGACAGCAUCAAGACAGCGCUUCUACUCGCGUCCGUCAACCGCGACAUGGGCGGCGUCCUCAUUUCUGGGGGACGCGGCACGGCGAAGUCCGUGAUGGCUCGAGCGUUACACUCGUUGUUACCUCCCAUCGAGGUCGUGAAGGACUCGAAAUACAACGCGGACCCGGAAAACGUCCAAGAAAUCGAUUCUCUGUUGCGAAAGCAGCUCGAGGCCAUGGACGACGGCAAGAAGGUGACCGAGCGACUCGCUGAUCUCGACCGGGAGAUCAUUAAGGCGCCGUUCGUCCAAAUCCCGCUCAACGUCAUGGACGACAUGCUUCUCGGUAGUAUUGAUGUAGAGGAAUCGGUGAAGCAGGGCAAGUCCGUCUUCCAGCCCGGGUUGUUAGCUCGGGCCCACCGGGGUGUGCUGUACGUCGACGACAUCAAUCUGCUGGAUUCCGAGGCUACUAAUAUCCUGUUGCAGGUUAUCAGUGAUGGCAAGGUCAUCGUCGAGCGCGAGGGCAUUUCGGUCACGUAUGCGUGCAAACCCUUGCUGAUCGCGACCUUCAACCCCGAGGAGGGCGAGAUGCGCGACCACUUGCUGGAUCGCAUCGCCGUGUCUUUAUCUGCCGAUGCGGCGCCGCUAGAUAUCACCCAAAGAGCCGAGGCCGUUGACAGUGUAUUAACCUUCGCCGCGGGCGGCGAGAAGCGCGCCAAGGCCUUAGACGAGGACAUGGAGGCCUCCGACGCGUUGCGGUCUAGAAUUAUCUUCGCUCGUGAGGAGAUCGGGGACGUCACGUUAUCGAGGGACCAGUUGGUCUACUUAUGUGAAGAAGCUGUAAGGGCGGGCUGCCAGGGCCACCGCGCCGACAUCUACGCCGCGGAAGUUGCGAGAGCCUCGGCCGCACUCGCGGGAAGAACCGCGGUCGACGCGGAAGACCUCAAAUUGGCCGUCAAACUCGCCAUCGUACCUAGAUCUUCGUUUGUAGCGGACAUGGAGGAGCCGCCGGACCUCGACAUGCCGCCGCCGCCGCCGCCGCCGCCGCCGCCCCAGGACCAGAUGGACGAGAUUGACGAGGACCAGGACCAGGACGAGCAGCAGGAGCCGCCCGACCAGGAGGACCAGGAGGACCAGGAGGACGCGCCCGAGCCCGAGCCCGAGGAGCCCGAGCUGCCGGAAGAGUUCAUGUUCGACGCGGAGGGCGUGCCCAUCGACCCCGAGUUACUGGCGUUCGCCAAUAAACAGAAGCAGGGCAAGUCCGGCGGGCGGGGCAUGAUCUUCUCGGAGGAUCGGGGGCGGUACAUCAAAGCUCAAUUGCCUCGUGGUAAGGUUCGGCGGUUGGCUGUGGACGCGACGAUGCGAGCGUCGGCGCCGUACCAAAAGCCGCGCCGCGAGAGGCAGCAGGCGAACCCGCAGAAGAAGUACAUGGGCCGCAAGGUGUUCAUCGAGGAGAGCGACGUUCGCUCGAAGCGCAUGGCGCGCAAGGCCGGUUCUCUGAUCAUCUUCGUCGUCGACGCGUCGGGCUCCAUGGCUCUGAACCGCAUGCAGGCCGCGAAGGGUGCGGCUCUCAGCUUAUUGACGGAGGCCUACCAGUCGCGCGACCAGAUCUCGCUGAUCCCCUUCCAAGGCGAUGCCGCGGACGUGCUGGUGCCGCCGACGCGGUCGAUCGCUCUCACCAAAAAACGCUUGGAGACCAUGGCGUGUGGGGGCGGCUCGCCGUUGGCGCACGCCUUGUCCAUGGCGGCGCGCACGGGCAUGAACGCCCAAAAAUCAGGCGACGUCGGCAAGGUCGUCGUCGUCUGCAUUGGUGAUGGGCGGGCGAACGUGCCGCUCGACGUGUCGUUAGGUACGGCGGAGCCCCUGGAGCCGGGCACGAAGCCCGAUAGGCAAGCUCUCAAGGACGAACUUAUCGACACGGCGAAACAACUCGGCUCCAUUCCUGGGUUUUCGUUACUGAUGCUCGACACGGAGAACAAGUUCGUCUCGACGGGCCUGGCCAAGGACAUCGCCGACGCGGCGCAGGGCCGCUACUUCAAGCUGCCGAAGACGAACGAGGCCGCGAUCGCCGAGCUGACGCAGGGCGCGGUCGGCGCGAUGAAGGCAUAGAUAGGCGCGCGGUCCUAUCCUCGACCUAAGGAGGCGUGGUCGCU